Trypanosoma theileri is the source of this 699-nucleotide messenger RNA. Its product is annotated as putative trans-sialidase. Gene Ontology annotation, molecular function: translation elongation factor activity. NCBI's taxonomy places the organism in Eukaryota, Euglenozoa, Kinetoplastea, Trypanosomatida, Trypanosomatidae. The transcript has a single exon. The coding region runs from base 1 to 699 and encodes 232 amino acids. The record is from RefSeq and is a predicted model, not a curated record. Gene Ontology annotation, cellular component: cytoplasm.
AUGCUGCGUCGUGCUCAGAGACCUUUUAUAGGCGGAGGUAUAAAUGCCGGCAAUGAGGCCUUUCUCUCCAUGUGUACACCACUGUGGUUAUCCCGACGUGGUGUAUUUGCAGAUAAAGUGCGGGCUGGGAUGAUUCUCAAUGUGGAUAAGCGGCACUAUCGAGUAGUGGCCAACACCCGAUCCCAAAAGGGACAAAAUGCCGCUUCUUUUAAUAUUAAACUCGUGGAAGUUGGAACUGGGCGUAAGAAGGAAGUCACCGCCGGUCAAGGACAUGACUUUGCAGAAGUACGGGCAGAACGUGUGCGGUUACUUUUUAGUGGAUUUGAUGAUGAUGAUAUGGCUUGUUUUGUUUAUCCCGAACACAGUUCAGAUGCGGGGAAGGAAGUAAAUAUUCCCGGUGAUUCUCUACCGGAUGUUCAGCAGAAAUUUCUCUGUUGUGGAAUGCCGGUGGAUAUACUUCACAUUAUUCCCGAUGAUGAGGAUGGACCAGAGGCAAAGGAUAUAUGGGCAGAGGUGAUUAUGCCUAGCAGUUAUGCCUAUACAGUGGAGAAGAUGUCUUUAAAGGGUAUGUAUAGAAUGGCCUCCUUUAAAGAGUGUGAUGGGGUGGUGGGUGUGAAUGACUCUGUGCAGGUGAAUGAUAAAGUGAAGGUGAUGAUAAAGCCCGAUGGCACCGCUGCCUUUGGUGGACGUAUUACGUGA